Molecule: messenger RNA, 1083 nt
Organism: Tremella mesenterica DSM 1558
Lineage: Eukaryota; Fungi; Basidiomycota; Tremellomycetes; Tremellales; Tremellaceae
Exons: 2
Coding region: 1-1083 (360 amino acids)
Source: RefSeq, a predicted model, not a curated record
AUGGAAACUCCUGAUAUUCGAUCUAGGAGGAAAAGACGUUUAGGUGAUAGUACUUCUUCUCAAGAAGAUGGCAGGGUGGCUUGGUCUCAUGAUCAAAGAUUGAGAAAAGCGGUCUUGCUAGCUACUGAGGAUGACAUCCCGCCACUCCCUACUCCCACACAAAAACCACGUCCCAUUUCCUCUCUGUUAUCUUCAUCUUCCAAAUCAACCCCAUCACUAUCAUCCGCUAAACCUCGAAAGAGACCCUGUAGGGCACAUCGAUCCCUUCCCGCUCUUCGAGCCCCUCAUACUCCAUCCGUCGGAGGAAGUCUGCCAGGCAGUGUGGAAGUACCAACGCAAGAAAGUGUCAAAGAAGCGCAGGAACGAUUGGACGCUUUGUUAGGAGAAGCGAUGGCGAAGUUUGCUUUACAACCUUCUUCCAAUGCAUCACACAGGAUCGCCACUCGGACGACUCCACGACGCAGUGCGAAGAAAUCUUCAUCACUGGGGACGACUUUGUCAAUGGAUCUGGAUCGAGAGAAUCGACCAAAUAUUCGUCAUACGACAGGAUCGAGGAUACCCCUUUCAUCGAAUAAGACAACCCAAACUGUGACAAAUCCGCCUCCUCUUCCUGUCCCGAAUAAGGAAGUAAAGAUGUCCACCAAGUCCAUAUCAAUAUCUCGCACACCCCUUUCCCCCAUCAAGAACGGUGCACCUCGGGUCGGUCUCACUCGAACUCAUCUUGAUACAAAACAACAUAAUCUCAUGACGAAACCAUUCAAAUCACCUCUUCCCACUCAACAACCUCUCCGAUCUUCACCUCGUCGAACGGCAGCAGCCCAGGCCAUAUCUUCCAUACCGGCACGUGGCUCUCCCCUCCGUCCCUGCCUCUCCACCCGUGUGUCCGCAAACAAGUCCAUACAUCCCGUGCAAGAGCAGAGAACGUCGGGUAGACAGUUAUCGAGUAAAUUACAUAAUGCAAACGUGGACGUCGGGGAAGAUGAACCUGCUGGAGACAAGAGCUACGAUUCGAUCGAUGGGAUGUUUGAAGAGGGUGGUUUAGAGGUGGAAGAAUUGCUCAAAGCUGUUGAUGGAAGUGGAUGA